Molecule: messenger RNA, 1160 nt
Organism: Mizuhopecten yessoensis (Yesso scallop)
Lineage: Eukaryota; Metazoa; Mollusca; Bivalvia; Pectinida; Pectinidae
Product: growth arrest and DNA damage-inducible protein GADD45 beta-like
Exons: 6
Coding region: 112-618 (168 amino acids)
Biological process (GO): regulation of cell cycle
Cellular component (GO): cytoplasm; nucleus
Source: RefSeq, a predicted model, not a curated record
ACUCGUGACUGGGUUCUGCAUUCCUUACCCAGAUCUGAUUCAGGACAGACGUAUUUUGAAUUGCGGAAGCUAGAAUUUAUACUUUGUGCAGGAACUAUUUUAUUUCACAACAUGACUCUACCGGACGAGUACCCAGAGGAUAGUGGGGCCCUGAGUAAACAGGUUCUACAUGAAGUGAGUCGGUCACUAGAGAAGUUAUUACAGGACGCACAACUGGAACACAGACUGACCACUGGCGUUUAUAACUGCGCUGAAAUAUUGCAAAGGUGCCCGGAUCAGGUCAUGCUGUGCAUCCUGCCGGAUUCCGGACCAGGUCAUGACGUUACAAUCGACAUAGAACACACGCUGAUAGAAGCCUACUGUUGGGAAAAUGACGUCAGAGUGUUGAAGGUUGGCAACGCCCAUGUUUUGAACAAAGUGUUUAACAAUGACGUUUCACUGAGAGAGAUGAAGAAGGUAUCAAGGCAACAGUCCCAGGGCGUUGAUUUCUCCUGUCUUCUGGUCAAGUACCCAAAGGAGGUCAGAGCGAAAUGUGAAUGGCUGAACAUCGAGCGAUUCUGUAACUGGUGUCUCAAACAUGACGUGGUACAAUACGUUGACAUCCACUCUCCAGAUUGAAGGAUGUUCCAUCAUUGUAAAUAACAGAGGACUUUCCUAGAGUCAUCAUCUUUAUGAAACCAAAUACUACCACCGUGGUAUACUGGACAACAGUACCCCAGACAUCAUGACAGUGAGGUCAAGCGGCACUCCGGCCAUAAACAAAACAUCGUACCUGACGAAGUUAUAAGGCUGUGCCCGACAAAGUGUACGUCAUAAUAACGUUCUACUCCGUAACAAACUGAAGUUCCAUGGAAGUUAACUUCACAAUUUGUUGUACAGCUGUUGGUCUGUUGGUCUGCUGAAGAAGUGUUUUCACUUCUUAUAAGUUCAACACGACGAAAUCCUUGUGAAAUGGACUACGAACAUUCACAUCAGAAUAGUGUUAUUCAGAGACAUCUCGAUUAUAUAAUAUAAGGUUCAUACUACAGUCUAUAUAUCAAUAUAAAGUCCUCGUGCAUGUUGAGAAUAUCAAACUGUGACAGUGAGAGUUGAUAUAUGCGUGCUACAACUGUUUUGUUUCAGGAAUGAUUUAUGUGUUUUUUGAAUAAAUUGUUAAACAU